UAUAUAACAAAUAAUUUGAGGUGUGUUAUAGCUAUGAAACAGUACGUUCUGGCAGUGCUGACACUGGCACUGUGUGUGGGGGGAGUGGAGAUGGUAUCUACUGUGAACAGAGGCAGGGCUCGGGUAGAGGGGAAACAACUUCUACCUGGUAGAGACAACUGGGACUUUGUCGGACACGCCCUGAAGUCGGACCUAACAACCCUGGUAUUGGCCCUGAAACAAAGGAACACAGACGACCUCACACAGCUGUUCUGGAGUGUAUCUGAUCCUCUGUCAGCUCGAUACGGCAAGUUUCUGAGUUUAGAGGAGGUUAAGGAGAUUGUUCAGCCGCAUCCUCAGGAUAUCAAGGAUAUAAUGGUUUGGUUACACCACUACAAUGUGGACUCGUGCUCUCUUAUUGAAACCCGAGAUUUCCUCAAGUGCAGGGUCACUGUUGGUGUGGCAGAACAACUGCUGGAAACUAACUUCGGUUAUUUUCAACAUAGCGUACAAAAGGAUAACGUCAUCAUCAGAGCAACUCAGGAGUACACAGUUCCUAAGAGAAUAGCAAGUAAACUAGACUUCAUAGGAGGAGUUCACAGGCUUCCUAACGUGGAGAGCAAACUCAAGAUAAAACAGACGAUGCCGUUACCGGACGACCUCUCCGCGUUCCGUUACGGGGUCCACCCCGACACACUCCGCAAGCGUUACAACGUCAGUGACAACGUGGCUACAAACGCUAACAACUCCCAGGCUACCGCCCAGUUCCUUAAACAGUUCUACUCCGCUGGGGACCUGACAAAGUUUAUGAGCCAUUUUGGCAAGGGUUUCCCCCAUUUGAAUAAGAUCUCUCACGAAGUUGGACCUAACAGUGGUAAAGCAGGACUUGAAGCUAAUCUGGAUGUUCAGUACAUUAUGUCACUGGGUGCUAAUGUUUCUACUACUUUCUGGAGCACCGGCGGGUUAAAUAAAGGCCAGGAACCGUUUCUGGAGUGGCUGUUGGACCUCAGUAACACCUCUCAAAUACCUCACAUAUUCAGCGUGAGUUACGGAGAUCACGAGAGGACCUUAUCAGCCGAGUUCAUGAACAGGAUAAACUUAGAGUUCCAGAAGAUUGGAGUGAGGGGUGUUAGUGUGCUGUUCGCUAGUGGAGAUGAUGGAGCUGGCUGUCACAGGUUUGAGGACGAAUCGUACACUUUUGAACCAGACUUUCCCUCCUCCUCCCCCUUUGUUACCACAGUUGGAGGCACUAUGUUUACUGCUGUGUUCAGUGAUGUUAAUGAGAAGGGUAACGAUAUUUCUGGGGGAGGUUUCAGUAAUAUCUUCAGCAUGCCCAAAUAUCAGAUGGAGACAGUAUCAGGUUAUCUGAACUCGUCAGUAAAAGGACUCCCCGACUCCAAAUAUUACAACAGCUCUAACAGAGCUUACCCUGAUGUAUCAGCAAUGUCUGACGACUUCUGGAUCAUCAUCGACAGACUCCUAAUGAACGUGGCGGGCACCUCCGCCGCCACCCCAACAGUAGCCGGCCUCAUCGCCUUGGCUAACGACGCUAGGUUGAACGCUGGGAAACCAGUCCUAGGAUUCCUCAACCCCUUCAUCUACCAGAACCCUGACAUCUUCUUUGAUGUGACCCUAGGACCCCCGAGCUCAGCCUGCUGGUUAGAUGAUCUGGAGGGGUACCCUCUCAGUGAGGGGUGGGACCCUGUCACUGGGUUUGGUACACCAGACUAUCACAGACUUGUUGCUGCUGCGAUGAAGUAUUAAACUGAAGAGGCGUCCCACGUGAUUGGGUAUCGCGUCAUGAUUAGUCACGUGACAAGGCGCGUCACUGUUAGAACACGUGGGCAUGUCUCAUGUCGCAACAAAGACUUGUUGCUGCUGCUAUUAAGCAUUGAACUUAAGAUACAGAAUGUACCGUCAUGUUUUGAGAAAUGUGGAGUGAAUUUUUAACACGUUUCAUGCCUUUACACCACGUGACUUUACAGUUUACACCACGUGGUAUGAAGGUAUAUCCAUGAUUGUUUGAUGAAAACUGUAGAGGAAGUUUGAUUUUUGGUACACAAUGACAUCCCUUUGAUGUUAUUUUUAUGUUUCGAUUUUCUUUUGUAAAAACAUUUCAACCAGGAUCACGCACAAUGAUCAUAUUAUGUUUGUAAGUAUUUUUAAAGUAUUUCUAUGUUAUUGUAUAAUGUGUUAUGUGUUAUGUGUUAAUACUUCUAAAAUAAGUUUGAUAUGAUAAUGGUAUUGAUAUGAUAAUGGUAUUAUAUUUUUAUUAUGA
This is a messenger RNA of Bolinopsis microptera, 2257 nucleotides long. RefSeq names its product tripeptidyl-peptidase 1-like. Lineage: Eukaryota; Metazoa; Ctenophora; Tentaculata; Lobata; Bolinopsidae. Gene Ontology annotation, molecular function: tripeptidyl-peptidase activity; serine-type endopeptidase activity. The transcript is spliced from 15 exons. The record is from RefSeq and is a predicted model, not a curated record. Gene Ontology annotation, biological process: proteolysis; central nervous system development. Bases 34 to 1743 code for a protein of 569 amino acids.